AUGACUAACCCAAAACCAAAGAGGCAAUUUAUUGGGGCUUACAUCGUAAGUAUAAUAACUAAUCGAUUUGUCACCGUUUACAGGUACACAAUCAUGAUCGCAGCGGUGGUUGUUGCAUUGGCAUCUCUGGUCAACUCCGUUCCGGCCACCUCCACCCAGACAACCGAAUCCGACCCGAUGUCGGCCGCGGCCACAUUCAUACACAACAAACACGUCAAGUCAGGGAACCGUCAAAUGGCUAGUAACGGACAGUCGAGCAGCUUGGUGGGCAGCUUGGUCGGCAAAGUGUUCGGUCACCUCAAGUCGUUGGGUCUGAAAAAACUCAUCAAGAUAACUUUGGUGGGCGGUGCGAUGCUCUUGGUUGGAGUUGUGGCCGCGGCAGGCGCCGCUAGUAUCUCCGUCGUCUCGACGUUGGUGGGCGCCGUGCUCUCGUACUUCCGGUCGUUCUUCGGCGGACACAGGGCCAAGACAUCUGACUUCGAGAUUGACGGCAUCAGCGAAUUCGUUUUGGGCGCAUUCAACAAGUACGACAGCCUACACAAAGCCUGAUGACGUGACUCGGUGCUAUAAUAAUCGUUC
Molecule: messenger RNA, 579 nt
Organism: Myzus persicae (green peach aphid)
Lineage: Eukaryota; Metazoa; Arthropoda; Insecta; Hemiptera; Aphididae
Exons: 2
Coding region: 1-549 (182 amino acids)
Source: RefSeq, a predicted model, not a curated record